GGCCCUUUUGUGUACACUACUUGGAGUUUGCGCAAUUCGGUCGGAGUUCGGGCCUUGUCCGCUGCAUAUUCGCCGAUGCAAGUAUUGGCUUCAUCCAGACUUGUCAAAUGUCCCUGCUCGGCUCGACGUCCCCCACCCCCACCAUCGCCACCUCAACCACACAACAGGUACAUGCUUAAAGGCAACAGCAUAAACCAUCGAGACAUACAACUUUCAUUCCUACAAUAGAUAUCUGGAGAUUCUGGACCUACACCUUCUUCAGGCAACAGGAUUUUAACCACGUACCGACCGCGCGUUCUGACUGUAUUAGUUAUUAGUUCUACUUCAGGCAGCCGAAUUCUACGUCUACUUCUUAGGAGCGCCAUCCGAGAUUCUCUAGGUCAGAAACACGAAGUACAGCUCAUUCACCUUUGCUUGUUCGAAUAAGAGAACAUAGCCUCUGCCCAAUCAAUCAAGUUCACCGCACCGAUCCAAUAUGGCCAUCACAGAGGCAGGAUGCAGUAUUGUCAAGCCAGGAAUAGAUGUUAUGGAUGAAAGUACGCCCGAGGGCCAGAUCCUGCUCAAGAUAUGGAAGGGCGUUACGAGCCAGCCAACUGGCCCGUUCAGGGUGUUCUGGGGCACCGAGGUUGAGAACCCUGCAAACCUUUGGGGGUUCUUCGACUUUGCGUCCGUCGAGGAGCACGAGAAGUUCGCCGAAGAGUUUGGGAAGGACAUCGUCACAGACUUCCCCAAGAUCCUCGGUGGUCACCACUUCACAAAGCACGUCACCCUCACGCCCUACCCACACACAGCCCUGAGGGCCCCUGUGACCGAGGUCCUCCUCAUUUGGUUCCCCUCAGACCUAGCCCCGGAGGUGAAGGACGCGGCCACAAAGCGGCUCCAGCAGUUCGCCGAUGCCUGCCUUGGUUCAAACGGGGGAAUUCAUGCCAUCAACAUUGGCUGGGGGGUGGAGAAUGACUUCCCCGUCCGUGACGGCGAGGAGGGACAGAAGGGAAGCCUCCUGACCGCGAUGAUCGGCUGGCUGAGCAUUGCUACUCACAUACAGUUCCGCGAGACUGAUACAUUUAAAGACAACAUCCACCUUCUGAGGGGAAUUGAGGGCUUCGUCAAGAUGACCAUGUUCCACAUAAAAAGCCGUGUGAUGGAGAAUGAGACCAGGAGGGAGUAGGGCUGAGGACAGGCUGUGACCGGCCCCUCCAAUCGGCCACAAGUUGCUUCAAAGAACCAGUCAGCUUAUCACAACCAACUGGUUGGAACCCCAACUGGUUAGCUCGUGGGCAAGUAUGAAGGGGAUCUGCUCUUUGUUACGUCUAUAGAAGUGACAAGCGAAUUUGUGUUGGUGACCGAGCAUGGAUAGUGGAGCAAACACAUAUUUAAAAUGCCUUAGAAAGACCAAUGCGCGUCACUUCAACCAGUCCGUCAGACCGCAAGUAGGCCUAUAUAAAGAACUCUCAACCACCA
Molecule: messenger RNA, 1461 nt
Organism: Diaporthe batatas
Lineage: Eukaryota; Fungi; Ascomycota; Sordariomycetes; Diaporthales; Diaporthaceae
Exons: 2
Coding region: 476-1168 (230 amino acids)
Source: RefSeq, a predicted model, not a curated record